AGGUCAGUUUCGAUUGCAAUAAUGGCGUUUCCAUGAAAUUAUCCCCAAUUCAGUUCUGUUCAAACGUAGGGUUAAGAAACUUCGCCGUCAUUUUCAAAAUCGAAUUAUAAUAAUUAUUAUAAUACUCACAAAUAAUUCACCAUCGUCGUCUCGAUGAGUCAACUCGUCUGAGAGAGAGAUAUGCAAACCGCCGCGAGGACGGCGUGGCGGUGGCGGCUUCUGGCCGCCGAUUUGGCAAUGUCGUUCAUGUGGGUGUGGUCCAGCGUUUUGAACAAGGUUUUCGUGCACAGGGUUUUGGGCUACGGCGCUCACCAAUUGGACGGGGAAAUCGUCCGAUACGCGGUUUCGAUUGCGAAUAUGUUCUUCUUCGCCUUCCUGGGGAACGCCACCGGCGGUGGCUACAAUCCGCUCUCCAUUUUGGGGUCUGCCAUUGCCGGCGAUUUCUCCAACUUCGUCUUCAUUGUUGGGGCCAGAAUCCCUGCGCAGAUUGUCGGCUCAAUAUACGGUGUUAGGCUCAUCCUCAACACUUUCGACGGGAUAGGACGUGGGCCCCGCUUGAAUGUGGAUGUUGCAAAGGGCGCCUUAACCGAAGGCAUGCUCACAUUUGCUAUUUCGAGCAUUUCCAUGAUGCUAAAUCGAAAAGUCUCCGAUAGUUUCUUCAUGAAGACAUGGAUUUCGAGCUUAUCCAAGCUAACACUCCACAUACUCGGUUCCGACCUGACUGGGGGUUGCAUGAACCCGGCCUCGGUAUUGGGUUGGGCGUUCGCCAACGGGGAGCACAUCACGAAAGAGCAUUUGGUCGUUUAUUGGCUUGCGCCAAUGGAGGCCGUUCUUUUGGCCUCUUGGGUGUCCAAAUUGAUGUUCCCGACCAAGAUGGACAGCGACCGUGCUCGUAGGAAGGAUGAGGAUGGGAAUGACGACGGCCUCGAGGGCAAACAUGGAAAGUUAAGUUAAAUUGAUGGAAGAUUUGAUUGUUCUUGUAAGUUUGCCACAUUGUCUUUAUUGAUGGAUUAAGUUCUUAGAAAUAUAUUUGCCAAAGGUUUGAUUUAGACAAGUUCUUGAAGUUCUAUGUAGUUUUUAUACCUAAUGAAAUUGUAUGUAUUUCAAAAUUGGUUUGUGCCUUUUUUACUAUUUAAAUAUGAUCUCAAGUCCAAUAA
Messenger RNA from Andrographis paniculata, 1157 nucleotides. Its product is annotated as probable aquaporin SIP2-1. The transcript is spliced from 3 exons. Bases 181 to 954 code for a protein of 257 amino acids. The record is from RefSeq and is a predicted model, not a curated record. Gene Ontology annotation, biological process: transmembrane transport. Gene Ontology annotation, molecular function: channel activity. Gene Ontology annotation, cellular component: membrane. Lineage: Eukaryota; Viridiplantae; Streptophyta; Magnoliopsida; Lamiales; Acanthaceae.